Molecule: messenger RNA, 1566 nt
Organism: Daucus carota subsp. sativus
Lineage: Eukaryota; Viridiplantae; Streptophyta; Magnoliopsida; Apiales; Apiaceae
Product: OVARIAN TUMOR DOMAIN-containing deubiquitinating enzyme 12
Exons: 11
Coding region: 357-1373 (338 amino acids)
Biological process (GO): protein deubiquitination
Molecular function (GO): cysteine-type deubiquitinase activity
Source: RefSeq, a predicted model, not a curated record
CUAUAGGCAGCCUACAGUCCUAUACACACGCACAUAUAUACAAAUAUUUCUUGGUUUCCCACCCCCCUAAACUGGUUUCAUCUUUCGUGUCAUCCCCAAACUCUCUGUAUUUUCAUUGCCCCUCUUCAAUCCUACUCAAAGGCAGAUAGUAUCUAGCUUUGUGUGACCUUUGAAGGUGGAAGAUUCACGUUGUUGUAUGAAUUAGGCUUUAACUAUAUUGGAGCAAAGAGUAAUCGCAUUACCUCAAUCAGUUAAAAGCUGCGUCGAGGCUUGAGCAGAAAUAAAGUUUGUCAACGUUCCACUUUUUGCACUUAGUGGUGGCUACCAAUUUGCAAAGACUACGACGAAAGUUAGCUAUGAGUGAUCCAGAUCCAGAUGUUGCUCGAUGGGGUCUUCAUCUUCUUGAUGUGGACCACCUUUUUAGUUCUAACUAUUAUGGUGAUACCAGUCAUCAUGAUGUUUACAUCAGUCGAGAACAGUAUUCUACAGAUAAUCAUAAUGAUAUGGACAGUAUCAGCAUUGAAAAUGAUGAGAUUAUUGCACAUACCCUACAGGAAGAAUUAACUCGAAUGUCACUUGCGGAACGAACUGAAUUUUCUAAUGCAAGGGAUAAUUGGCAAGGAUUCUCUGCUACUCAGGACCAGUCUGUUACACCAUGGAGCUAUCAUGAUAGCAAGGAGAAUGACCUACAAGAGAAAUAUGAUAUAGGUAUUAGUAGUUCAUGCUCUAGCCCAGAAGAAUCACAUGAUGGGGAAGAUCUUACCUAUAACCUGGAGAUAACAGAUGAGUUCGAUCUUGAUGGAGAAGUUGGCAAGAGGUUGUACGAAAUGGUUCCUGUGCCCCAUGUUCCCAGAACUAAUGGAGAUAUACCUUCCAUUGAUGAAGCAAGUUCUGAUCAUCAAAGGCUUUUGGACAGGUUGCAGUUAUAUAACCUGGUUGAGUGCAAAGUUGAGGGAGAUGGUAACUGUCAGUUUCGUGCUCUAUCAGAUCAAUUCUAUCGUUCUCCAGAACAUCACAAAUUUGUUAGAAGACAAAUUGUUAAUCAGCUUAAGUUACAUCCAGAUAUGUACGAGGGAUAUGUUCCCAUGGCUUAUGGUGAAUACUUGAAGAAAAUGUCAAAGAAUGGCGAAUGGGGAGAUCAUGUUACCUUGCAGGCAGCAUCAGAUUCUUAUGGUUUAAAGAUUUUUGUCUUGACAUCAUACAAAGAAACUUGCUCCAUUGAGAUUCUUCCGAAGGUGCAAAUGUCUAAAAGAGUUAUUUUCUUGAGUUUUUGGGCGGAGGUGCAUUACAACUCUAUCCAUCCGGAGGGAGAGAUGCCAGCAGAAGACUCAAAGAGGCGAAAAGGGUGGAGGUUUUUUGGAAAUAAGCAUUAGGUUUCGCCGAACUUGUGUGGAGCAGAGUUGUUAAUUUUGUCACCGCAGCAUCUCAGCGGCUUUACUUGUACAGUCUCCCUUACAUGAGACGUUUAGUUCAUACUUAUACAUGUAUCUAUUCCCAAACACAUUGUAGAUCAAAUUAUUUUAUAAAAAAUAUAUAAUAAAAUGCUUAGCGCAUAAGAUAGAUAAA